Rotaria sp. Silwood2 is the source of this 1127-nucleotide messenger RNA. The record is from the annotation of a GenBank genome assembly. NCBI's taxonomy places the organism in Eukaryota, Metazoa, Rotifera, Eurotatoria, Philodinida, Philodinidae.
GGGGGGGGGGGGGGGGGGGGGGGGGGGGGGGGGGGGGGGGUGGGGGGGUCGGUGUGGGUGUGGGUGUGGGUGUGCGUAUCCACAAUGGAAAUACGCAUAUCCACCCACACCCACCCCCACACCCUCAUCGAUCAGAAAUGAAAUUACGUUUCAUUUAUUUUGUUAAUAUGUUGCAUAACCAUCGAUAAUAGUAAGAUUAACAUAAACGAAAAUCUUAUAUUCUCUUGUUUAUUCAAGCUUAUUUGGAUCAUACUACUGUCGUGACAUUUGGUGAUUCAUUAAGUGACACUGGCAAUGGUUAUCGAAUUUCAUAUCCUACUUGGCCAUCUGUACCACUGUUUAAUGAAAAUGGUAGUUACACAGAUGGUCUUACUUGGAAUCAAAUCCUCACUCAAAAAUUUUUAGAUCAAGCAACUUUGCAAGAUUUCGCAUAUGGUUGUGCUACAACUGAUAGUCAAUUAGUACAAGGAACAGUGGGUUACAAUACAAAUAUAAAUGGUAAUUAUUCAAUUCAAAAUAGUACGAAACCACCAGGCGUUCGACAACAGAUAGCCGAUUAUAUUAAUUCAACAAUUAAUAAAAAUAUUGAUUUUGAUCGAACACUUUAUGUCAUUUGGGGUGGCAUAAAUAAUUAUUAUUAUGAUCAAACAUUAACACCAUUGAAGACUGUACAGAGUAUUGUUGAAUGUAUGAAUCUUUUGAUAUUGUUCGGUACAAGAAAUCUAGUUGUUAUUAAUCAACCACCCUGGGAUCGAUCUCCUGCUUAUCGAAGUGAAACUACAAAUACAACAAAAAUUUUACAUCUGAGUCAUAAUAAAAUUUUAGCUGAAAAAAUCAAUGAAACUUAUUUAUCGUUCCAUACUCGACUGAAUAUUCGUUUGUUUGAUUGUUAUACAUUUAUUUCAAAAAUUAUGAAUAAUUAUACAACUUAUGGAUUUGAAAAUUUAGAUAACUGUUGGGAUACGGAAAGUAAUUCGACAACACUAAUUAAAUAUGAAAAUAUAACAAGAAGAAUAUUUGCUGAUGAAUUUCAUUUCACAUCAACAAUGCAUAUGUUAAUUGCAAAAGAAUUUGAUUUAAGUUUAGGAAUAUCAAACUCAACAUCUACAGGGUCAAAUCUAAUAUAA